This is a messenger RNA of Liolophura sinensis, 4825 nucleotides long. Its product is annotated as ras-related protein Rab-21-like. Gene Ontology annotation, molecular function: GTP binding; GTPase activity. NCBI's taxonomy places the organism in Eukaryota, Metazoa, Mollusca, Polyplacophora, Chitonida, Chitonidae. The transcript is spliced from 6 exons. The record is from RefSeq and is a predicted model, not a curated record. Gene Ontology annotation, biological process: Rab protein signal transduction. Bases 132 to 773 code for a protein of 213 amino acids.
CGAAAGGAAAACAUCGUCACACCUUCUCGUUGGAAUAGGAUUAUUGCGCAAUUUAAUCACUUGAUAGCUUACAUUAUCCUCCUUUGAUUGACUUAAAACAAUAAUCUGUAUUUGCCUUAUGUGAGGAAGUUAUGGCAGGCACAUCUACUGGAGGUGGUCGCAGUCACAACUUUAAGGUGGUUCUACUGGGAGAGGGAUGUGUUGGGAAGACGUCGUUGGUUCUGCGAUAUGUUGAAAAUAAAUUCAAUGACAAACACAUAACCACGCUACAGGCUUCAUUUUUGAAUAAGCGGAUAAAUAUUGGUGGAAAAAGAGUCAACAUAGCCAUAUGGGACACCGCAGGUCAGGAGAGGUUCCAUGCAUUAGGUCCUAUUUACUACAGAGAUAGCAAUGGGGCUAUUUUAGUUUACGAUAUCACAGAUGAGGACUCCUUCCAAAAGGUUAAAAAUUGGGUCAAAGAAUUAAAGAAAAUGCUUGGAAACGACAUUUGUUUGUGUAUAGCUGGGAACAAAAUAGACCUAGAAAAGGAACGUCAUGUGUCAGUGGAGGAAGCUGAAGCAUAUGCAGCCUCUGUUGGAGCCAAACAUAUUCACACUUCAGCUAAGCUAAACAAAGGAAUAGAUGAGGUGUUUUUGGACCUCAGCAAAAGAAUGCUCGAGAGAUCAGCAGAUGACAUUUUAUCUGGAGGAAACAAGAGCAAGUCAAACAGGAAAAGUGUUGUUGUUGUCGACGACGAUCAGCCAGCACAGCAGAGCAGUGGAGGCUGCUGUUAAUAUGAACAGUGAUAAGGAGUUAUAAACUGUAUUACAGAGAUGUAAAUGUAUGUCCUGGGUGAAGGGUAUCACACCCUGUUCACAGUGUGCUCUGAUUCAUCACCUGAGUGGCAGGGCUAUGUAUGGCAGUGCUGCCUAUACCAGAGCACCAGUGGGUCCCAGGUUGGACUGUGGCCCAGAUCUGGUUACAUCUCCAAGUGAGAGUUUACUGAACCCAGUGAUAAAAUACUCUGUCGUGCCCCUGCCUACACCAGUACCAUGAUUCAUAGUAAUAAUGCUUCUUUUCUUUUCCGUCGUUACCUGUAUUUGUUUUGUUUUUCUUGAACACAGCAGUCUCUCCAAAACUUAGCAUCACCAAAACACAAUCAGCUAAAUUUUUGGCAGUGGUGAAUUAUAGCUAAGUAAGUGACCCAGAAUAUUUGACAGGAAGAUGAACAUGAUGUCCAAUUUAUUAACUGGUUUUUGUUAGAAUUAUAAGCCUAUUAGAGUUGUAACCUGUUUAAUAUUAGUUCAGAGAUGCUCAUCCCUGCUGCCUGGCAAGCUUUGCCUGGCAAGUUUGUAACACAGAGAGUUGUCAUCCCAGGGAGUGAUGGUAGGGGAUUUAUUAUUACUGCACAGAACCACAUGCUUGUCUGUAUAGGUCACCACACUGCCAUUUGAGCUGGAUAUAAGUUACAUGACUGAUAUGGUAUUAGGAAGCCUGAAGUAAAGCCCUGUUUAUCUGGAGAGUAUAUAGGUGUCUGAUUACAAGACAUUGAAGCACACAUGUAUGUGGAUACAUAGUGUUGAAAUAUUUUCUUGGUAUCUGCUCUUACGAAAAGUGUUCUCAGAUAUCAGUGUUCUUGAUGCAGAACUUCAUGAGCUUGACAUUGAGUGUGUAGCAGGGCAUUGCUUUGCACAUCUCUUGUGCUGACCAUAAUAUAGCCAUGAAGCUGUAAAGAAUGCCAGAAACCAUGCACACUGUUACAACAUGUUACAACCAUGUGUCCUGGCAGGUAGAUUGAAGUUAAACCAGCAGCUGGGGGAAGAUGUCGAUUUCUGUGGGCACACAAAACAAAUCCUUUUAGUUGAUGAGAAAAAUUUAAAUCCAAAUCUUUAAUAACAGGUUUUCGCUGAUCUUUUGGUAGAUCCAGUCAAAAAAUGUUACCUGCCUUGUUUCUUGAAAUAACAUGUAACAGUGUUGUUGCUGUCAUAAACCAAUGUUUGAAUACAAGGUCCUCUGGUUAGACAUGUUAGGUUGUAGUCACCGCCAGUGAUAGAUAUGUACAUAACAUCUUAAUUAAAUGUACCACAAUGCGGUUUCGACUUGCCAAGGGAACUGGAAAUGCACCUUGUGUCAGACCAAAAAUCCCAAACCCUUGACCAUUGAGGUCGCUUGUUUGAAUCCUUUGCAGGUUUGUCAGUUAUGUGGCAAGAGUGGUGGUUCGGCCAGCGAACAUUUUUUUUAGUACAGUGUUAAACACAAAUGAAAUAUUUAAAGAAAUAUUUAUACAGUAGUGAGCAUACACAUAACGGAUACUACAUUUUGGGGUUCUAAAGCAUUUAUGUACAGGAGGAAGCUGCAUGGUGGAAGUGCAAAAAUUUCAAUUCUUAAUAUCCUUCAUGGAAAUGGUGGCUUGCUAUUUUUGUAUUCAUCUCACUCAUGCAAUUUCCUGAAAUAAAUGUGAUUUUAAAAAGCUCAAUGUGUACAGUGCUAAUGCACUUGUCCUCUGGUUGUAGUAGAAAGCUCAGAAAUGCCAUACCCUUGAUAACAGGUUGGAUUUGAGCAAGGAAAUGCAAUGUGAGGCAGUAUAUAUGUUUUAGCUGACAUAAUGAAGAACGUUAGGGACUGGUUAUUCUGCACUCUACACAUCUGGUCACUUUUAACAAAUUUUUUCUCUGCACAAGUUCUCAUAUGUUAGAGCACCAAGCUAUCUUAUUUAAUGGCAUUGUUCCUCACAAUUUGGAGCAGUGUAGAAAGUUUAUUUCAGUUUAAAUUAGAAUUUUAGAAUUAUACAGCUGUAUAUUCAAAUGGUACGGGCAUCUAUUGGUAACAUCUACUCCGCAGGAAAUGACUGUAAAUUACCUAAAAUUUUGUCCUUCAGAAACUACACACAUUUUAAUGGUCUGAACAAGGGUAUUGAGGUUUACUUGGAAGGUAUAAUGAUGCUUUACAGGAAAAAUAUUGAUUUCAGCACCAAAAUAAUAAUGUAAAGGUUUUGCUAUAACCAGUAAACACUGGAUGAGUUGUACCAAUCCAUACAUGGUGUUAUCGACAUAAGCUUUAAAGGGCAACUGCUCCCAUCAUCAGAUAUAAUACACACCUAUCAUUAUAUCUGAUGAUGGGAGCAGCUGUUCUCAAAAGUCCAUAUCAAUACCACCACAUAUAAAAUUAAUAUUAUUUUCCCUCCAAAAAUGCAUGAUAUGUGGCGAAGAAUUAUUUACAGUGGUUGUCUUUCAUGUAAAUCAGACAGUGUGUCUAUCUGGUGGUUAGUUGUGUCCUGAAAACGAGCUGUUUUGGGUUUUAGUCUUAAAUGUUAAGAAAAACCUAAUCCUAACUCAUAGAAAAGAUAUGAGUACAAAUAUGUUAAUGAGGCUGCGGCUAAUAUUACAAUUGCCUUGAGCAUUUGACUGCUGACUUAAUCACAGCCUGUACUUCAUGCACAAAUGUAAUUCUGUUUUUAUUUGUCUAGAAAUGAGAUGAAAAUAUUCAUUACAAUAUACCGUAGAUGUAUAACCAAAAAGCUACUUGUUCAAAACUUCAUAAAUUUGAUAAGCUAGCAAGCUUUACAUAAAUCAUGUGAUUAGUGCAGAAACCAUGAUAGCAACCUAAAACUGCUUGAUGAACGGGAUAGCAAUCAGUGUUUGAUUAUUAGCCAAUCAGAAUUUGUCUUUGGCUUUACUGCAGAGUGAAGCUCAUUGGCAGCAGUGUGCAAGGCAUUGGGAAAUAAUCAAACUGCAAAAAGAAAUAUUUUAGUGUUUUCAUUUUUCUCAUGUAAUGUCAUCUAAAAAAAAGGAAAGGUCUUUUUAUGACCCAUUCCAAGACCCAUUCUCGGAUUCUCCAUUUUGGAGAACUAUUGAUUUUGUAUCAACCUGAUGAUAAUACAGUAACUGUAUAAUGUGAUGAAUUUAGACCCUAAAUGGCAAGUCUCCAAAUCAAGGAGAAUUGAUUACAGUGGAUAAGGAUUGUAAUACAGGCACUGUCAAGUGACAACAUUUAGGUUACAACUGCAAUAUUUUGGAGAAAACAGAAAAAGUUUUGGGGAAUUGCUAAAACACCUAUUGGACAAAAAGUGGGCCUUAUUGUCAUAGCGAAUUCAGUUUUUGGCUGUUCUUGUGCAUCUUAAGUAGUACAACUUUUUGUGUUGGAAUAAUAUUACGUUUUGUAUGUCGAUUUGGGGUCGCAUUAUUGAAACAGAUGUGAUCAAAAUGUUGGUUUUGAGAUGUGAUUGUCAUGGUGUUUGUUUGACAUGAACAAUACACCAUUUAACCUAUAUCACAUUGUAGAGCUAUGAGGACUUCCUUUUUUGCAAAGCCUCAAAAAAGGGUGAUAUAGCUGCAUCUGGUUUGGUGUAAAAAGUCAUUGUUCAGUAGUCUAUUAUAAUAGCUUACUACUACAAAAUCAUUUUAUUCUUGUAUUGUGCUCUUAACAUCUAAUAUAGUCAGAAUUUACCUUUUUCUGACCCUCCUGUACAGGUGUUGCAUGUACAUAAAAGGUCAGCCUGAUUAGGUAUACCUGAAAGGUGAAAUGUGUGCCUCUGAGUAAUUUAUGUCAUCAAGCUAUUGUAUACAUUAGAUGACAAAUGGUUUUGUGUAAUGUUAACUGAACUGUCAUGCUAAGUCGUUCAUGGUGUUUCAUUCCCAUGGAGGGUUUUUUUUUUUUCGUUUUUUGUAAAACUGCUGUAUAUAUGUACAUUGGAAAGCGGUAUAUAUUUGUCAGAUGAUGAUUAGUUAAGGCUGCAUUUGUGUGAACAUUUCAGGUUUUGAAAUGACAAAUUAUACUUGAUGUGAUACAAAACCUAUUCAGUGCUGAGUGUAUUCGGUCCAGCAGUCAGACUUAAUAAAAACAUACC